GCUGAUAAUGAUGAUUAGAGAGAAAAUGAAUUAGUACGGUGGAUAUACAAUGUGGAACUACAUUUUAUUAUAAAAUUUCUAGUGUAGCGACACAAAGUAUUUUGAAGAAUCUCGUGCACAUUAUCCGAAGAGUGUGAUAAAGUAUUAUAAUACCAAAAUGGAAUUAACAGAAGAAUCUGUAAAAAUACCCACAACCAUGGGGGCAUACGCUUUUGGGCCUUUGCUUUCUGUGCUUUUAGUGAAAUAUGUGCUAUACGAUAAUGGAUUUACCCUUGCUAACCUUUUAUUGGUGGCAGGCGUGACUUAUGUCCGUUGGUUUCUGCUAAGAGAAAAAAGUUCCCGGUUUCAAGACAGUGCCGCACUUAUUUUGUUUGUUUUCUUUGAUAAGAGUCUUCUCAACUUUGGAAAUGUGUUGCUCCUUCUAGGAAUCGCAUGCAUUCAUGAACAAUUUAAUAUGAUUGAAAUCGCUCACGUUUGCAAGCUAAAACCAAAAAAUCCCUUUGAGAGUAAAGUUUGUUCCGCAUGUUCUUUGAUUGAAUCCAAGGAAGCCAUAUCCUUGGCGUGUGGAUUAACUCUAGCUUUGCUGGGCUGGUACAGCGUGGGCAGGGUCCUUAUUAUUUAUGCGCUCAUCGUGUUUUAUUACUAUUAUUCCCUGUUCCUAUCGAUAAUCUGGAUGAAUCUCGUUUAUGGACUAAUCGUGAGCUUUUGGGAAUUCAUCAAGAAUAUGAUAAACGAAAUAAAGUACCUUCAUAGAACAAAGACGAGUCAGGAUCAUUGAUGCAUAAUCAAAAUAAUUCACUGCUCCUUAUCGAUUUGUAUCCAUCAAUAAAAAUCUAAUUUUCGGAAGGUUAA
This is a messenger RNA of Nasonia vitripennis (jewel wasp), 852 nucleotides long. RefSeq lists its product as uncharacterized. The record is from RefSeq and is a predicted model, not a curated record. NCBI's taxonomy places the organism in Eukaryota, Metazoa, Arthropoda, Insecta, Hymenoptera, Pteromalidae. Bases 158 to 778 code for a protein of 206 amino acids. The transcript has 4 exons.